This is a messenger RNA of Momordica charantia (bitter melon), 1499 nucleotides long. RefSeq names its product ethylene-responsive transcription factor ERF061-like. Lineage: Eukaryota; Viridiplantae; Streptophyta; Magnoliopsida; Cucurbitales; Cucurbitaceae. Gene Ontology annotation, biological process: regulation of DNA-templated transcription. Gene Ontology annotation, molecular function: DNA-binding transcription factor activity; DNA binding. The record is from RefSeq and is a predicted model, not a curated record.
UCAAACUUUUCUCCACCCAUGGCUUCCCUCUGUUUCACCGCCUAUAAAUAUAUUCCUACCAUUCCAUUUCUCCCCCAUUCUCCAACAAAACCCACCAAAAAAAGAAAAAGAAAAAAACGAUGAUGAUUCACAUCCCCUUUUCUGGGUUCUAAUCCGUUUCCCCUGUUUCAGCUUGCGCCGGAAAAUAUGGAGAUGAUGAACACAGCCAGUCUUCCGUUCGGGUUAACGGAUGUUUCCGAUGUCACAGCGACUCUCUCGAAUUUGAUUCUAACCGGCGGAGGGAAUACUACUUUGGAUUCGAUCUUCUCACACUGCGGGAAUUUCGUCGGCGGAGCUCUGGAUCAGGGAAUUGGCGGGUCGUCGGUUUACCUCCGGCAGCGGGAGCUUCUGCAGAGAUUCUCUCAGGAUAGGAAAGUUAAUGGGUCUCGGGAUCUGUUUUCGCGGGCGUAUGAAUUGCUGUAUUCGAGAAGCGCUGCCGUUGGGGGCGGCGGCGAGAAGAAGCUUUACAGAGGAGUGCGGCAGAGGCAUUGGGGGAAAUGGGUGGCAGAGAUUCGGCUGCCACAGAAUCGGAUGAGGGUCUGGUUGGGGACCUACGAGUCGCCGGAGGCCGCCGCAUACGCCUACGACUGCGCCGCCUAUAAGCUCCGGGGGGAAUACGCGCGGCUGAAUUUCCCCAAUCUUAAGGACCUGAAGAACGAUUUGGGCUCCGGCGAGUUCGCGAGAUUGAGUGGGUUGAAGAAGUUGGUCGACGCCAAAAUCCAAUCGAUUUUUCAGAAGAUUAGGAAGGGGAAGGGGAAAAAGACUGCGAAGAAGAAUGAUUCCCGGAGAACCGGCGGCGAUUUGGGUUCGGCUUCGUGUUCUUCGUCGUCGUCGUUGUCGCUGUCGCCGCCGCCGGUGGGGCAGUUGACGGACGAUUGGAGUUGGGAAAUGGUGUCGGCGUCGGCGUCGUCGUCGUUGUCGAUGUCGCCGCCGCCGGUGGGGCAGUUGACGGACGAUUGGAGUUGGGAAAUGGUGUCGGCGUCGGCGUCGUCGUCGUUGUCGAUGUCGCCGCCGCCGGUGGGGCAGCUGACGGACGAGUGGAGUUGGAAAAUAGGAUCGGCGGCGGCGGCGGAAGAGGGGGUGUGGAGCUGCUUUGAGAACUCGCCUCGAGCGGUUUCUGUGGAUACCUCAACGACGGCGACGGCGGCGGCGGGAUCAGAGACGGAGUGCUACUCGCUGGCGAAGAUGCCUUCUUAUGACGCAGAGCUGAUCUGGGAAGUUCUAGCAAACUAAAGCUAUGUGUAAUUUUUAAUGGGACAAAAUAGUAAAGAAAAAAAGAAAAAAGAAAGAAAGAUUUUGGUUAAACUAUAAAUUUAGCUAUAAAUUUUACUUAUCUAACCUUUUUUUUUUCCGAGAAUGUAGAAUACAGAGAAUACGGAAAUUUUGUGUUCCAUAGGACAUAGUUCAAUGAUAAUUUACACAUGCAUCCAACCGAGAGGGUUUGAGUUCGAAUCUACUGA